Messenger RNA from Oncorhynchus nerka (sockeye salmon), 4419 nucleotides. Its product is annotated as GMP synthase [glutamine-hydrolyzing]-like. The transcript is spliced from 16 exons. Gene Ontology annotation, biological process: GMP biosynthetic process. The record is from RefSeq and is a predicted model, not a curated record. Gene Ontology annotation, molecular function: GMP synthase (glutamine-hydrolyzing) activity; ATP binding; GMP synthase activity. Gene Ontology annotation, cellular component: cytosol. Bases 177 to 2252 code for a protein of 691 amino acids. NCBI's taxonomy places the organism in Eukaryota, Metazoa, Chordata, Actinopteri, Salmoniformes, Salmonidae.
AUGCAUUGAGUGAAGUAGUUGAACAGCCACCCUAGUGAGUAUUGUAGUAGGGAAGUACUCGUUAGCGCACAUUGUCGUCAGCGGUCGGCGCACCAACUCCGCGAGCAUCCACUAGUCUCUGUUGCGUACGAGAUCUGGAAGACCGAGGAGGAGAGUUCAUUCCGCUACAGUCAUCCAUGGCUCUGUGCAACGGAGAAACCAAGCUGGACAUCAGCAGCGUUGAGCCUCAGAAUGGUUCAUGUGAGGGGGCGGUGGUCAUCCUGGAUGCCGGGGCGCAGUACGGCAAGGUGAUUGAUAGGCGGAUCAGAGAGCUGUUUGUCCGCUCAGAGAUCCUCCCACUAGAGACGCCAGCCUUCGCCAUCAGAGAACAAGGUUUCAGAGCCAUCAUCAUCUCUGGCGGUCCUAACUCUGUGUACGCUGAGGAUGCCCCCUGGUUUGACCCUGCCAUAUUCACCAUUGGAAAGCCUGUCCUGGGUAUCUGCUAUGGAAUGCAGAUGAUCAAUAAGGUUUUUGGAGGGACAGUACACAGGAAGAGUGUGAGAGAGGAUGGAGUGUUCAACAUCGGAUUGGACAACACCUGCUCUCUCUUCAGGGGCCUGCAGAAAGAGGAGCCGGUGCUGUUGACUCAUGGGGACAGUGUGGACAAGGUGGCCGAUGGCUUCAAGGUGGUGGCCCAGUCAGGGAGCAUUAUUGCAGGUAUUGCCAACGAGCAGAAGAAACUGUACGGGACCCAGUUUCACCCGGAAGUGGACCUGACAGAGCGGGGCACAGAGAUAUUACGUAACUUCCUGUUUGAGAUCGCCGGCUGCACUUCCAACUUCACCGUCCAGAACCGCCAGCAGUCCUGCAUCACAGAGAUUCAGGAGAAAGUUGGCAAGUCCAAAGUACUGGUUCUGCUGAGUGGAGGGGUGGACUCUACCGUGUGCACGGCCCUGCUGAACAAAGCUCUGAACAAGGAGCAGGUGAUCGCGGUGCACAUCGACAAUGGCUUCAUGAGGAAACGAGAGAGCCAGAGCGUUGAGGAGGCCCUCACCAAACUGGGCAUCAACCUCAAAGUGGUGAACGCAGCGCACACUUUCUAUAACGGUACGACAACCCUGCCCAUCUCCGACGAAGACCGGACGCCACGGAAACGCAUCAGCAAGACCCUCAACAUGACCACCAACCCUGAGGAGAAGAGGAAGAUCAUCGGAGACACCUUCGUCAAGGUGGCCAAUGAGGUGAUAGGGGAGAUGAACCUGAAGCCGGAGGAGGUGUUCCUAGCCCAGGGCACCCUGAGGCCAGAUCUCAUAGAGAGUGCUUCUCACCUCGCCAGCGGCAAGGCAGAGGUCAUCAAAACACACCACAACGACACAGAGCUCAUCCGCAAGCUCAGAGACGAGGGAAAAGUCAUUGAGCCUCUGAAGGACUUCCAUAAGGAUGAGGUUCGGGCACUGGGCAGAGAACUGGGACUGCCAGAGGACAUCGUCUGUCGACACCCUUUCCCUGGUCCUGGCCUGGCCAUCAGAGUGAUCUGUGCAGACGAGCCCUACAUCUGUAAGGACUUUGCUGAGACCAACAACAUCCUCAAGAUCAUCACAGACUUCUCCGCCAUGGUCAAAAAGCCCCACACGUUGCUGCAGAGAGUGAAGUCGUGUAUAUCAGACGAGGAGGAGGAGAAACUCCUGCAGAUCACCAGUCUUCAUUCACUCAAUGCCUUCCUGCUGCCGAUCAAGACCGUGGGAGUCCAGGGUGACUGUCGGUCCUAUAGCUAUGUGUGUGGGGUCACUAGUAAAGAAGCUCCACACUGGGAAUCCCUCAUGUUCCUGGCCAGACUCAUCCCUCGCAUGUGCCACACCAUCAACAGAGUGGUUUAUGUAUUUGGGUCCCACGUGAAGGAGCCCCCUACAGACGUCACCCCCACCUUCCUGACCACGGGCGUUCUCAGCACACUCAGACAGGCGGACUUCGUGGCCCACUCCAUCCUCAGAGAGUCUGGUUACUCUGGGAAGAUCAGUCAGAUGCCGGUCAUCCUGACCCCUCUGCACUUCGACCGCGAUUCCUCACAGAGGCAGCCGUCCUGUCGACGCUCUGUGGUCGUCAGAACUUUCAUCACCAGCGACUUCAUGACCGGGAUACCAGCCACGCCAGGAAAACACAUCCCCGAGGAGGUGGUGCUGAAGAUGGUGAAUGAGAUCAAGAAGAUCCCUGGCAUCUCCCGGGUGAUGUUCGACCUGACCUCCAAACCUCCCGGUACCACAGAGUGGGAGUAGAGCUCACGGAGAGAGAGAAGGGAGGUGUGGUGAGCUCCUCCUCCUCCUUUCUUUCCCUCUCCUAACACCUCUCCCCCCACUCCCAAUCUCACCCCUCCUCUCCUUUCUUUCCCUCUCCUAACACCUCCACACCCCUCCUUUCCGAUCCCCCCCCCCCGUAGAACAUUCCCGUGGAAAGCAGGCAGUACUGUGAUCAGCGCACACUUGAAGCUGCCACUCUGCCCCCUCCCCUCCCCCUUCAUUUUUUGGGGAGGGGUGGUUGAAUAGAUAUGAUGACUAUUCACCCUUCUUUUUGGAUCCGUUUCUUCGUGCGUGACGAUACAUUUUUCCUUUUUUUGGUGCAAGUGCCGCUUCCUGUUUUGAAACCGCCAGUUGAGGUCAAGAGUUAAGGAGUUCAGGAAGUGGAUUGUGUACACGGUAUGCCUCAGAUUACAGCGUGAGACCAACAACUGAAGAAAGCAAAAACUACAUACUUGUAUGACAUAACGGAGAAGGAAGAGCAGCAACUAGCCAGUGGUUUAAAAAGUCAUCCAUCGUUUUUUCAAAUUAUUUUUUUGCUUUUUUUUUGUUACACUUCUGACGGGUUUUUUUUCUCCCAAAAUGAUUUUUACUCAUCCGUUUACCCUUCAACUGUAUACUAUACAAAGAGACAGGGGUUGCCUGCCCAAAGUCAUUCAGCAGAGAAACUGUGACCAAUUAGUAUUUUUAUUUUAUUAUUUUUUUACUUUUCAUUUUGCCAAAUGUAGACGAGCCGUGGUGAAAUUAGAUCUGGGUUAUUAUCUCUUGUUAACGAUCCACUUAAAUCAAAAUGGUGAUGGUUAAGCUACCCGACCGCCGUCAACAGAAAAUAUUAGUUUGUUAUCACAGAUGUGUGACACUGUGUGGGAAAUCCCCAAAAUGACGAGUUGUCCUUUUUUGGUGCCUGUUUCUUUGGGUGCCUGUUUCUUUGGGUGCCUGUUUCUUUGUGUGUCUGUAAGCCUGUUGGGUGCCUGUUUCUUUGGGUGCCUGUAAGCCUGUUGGGUGCCUGUUUCUUUGGGUGUCUGUAAGCCUGUUGGGUGCCUGUUUCUUUGGGUGUCUGUAAGCCUGUUGGGUGCCUGUUUCUUUGGGUGCCUGUUUCUUUGGGUGUCUGUUUCUUUGGGUGCCUGUUUCUUUGGGUGUCUGUAAGCCUGUUGGGUGCCUGUUUCUUUGGGUGCCUGUUUCUUUGGGUGCCUGUUUCUUUGUGUGCCUGUAAGCCUGUUUCUUUGUGUGCCUGUUUCUUUGCUCCUCUGUUUUUGUUUCAUUUUUCUUCAUGUUUUUCAGAGAAACAAGAGGACUGACAAUGAAUUCAGAUGUUAGUAUUGUCUAAUUGAUGUGUGAAUGUCAUCUUUGUUGUUUUCACCUCCUACGGGUGUGUAGGAGCAACGUUUGCACAUUUCUCUUUUUACCCAUAAAGCCAUGGUGCUUUCCUGACGCGAAGGGAAUGUACUUCCAGUUGACAGAUUUUAAAACCCCAAUCACGGAGCAUCCCCCCCCCCCCCCUUUUUUUUUUAUAGUGUCAAAGGUCAAAUUGAAGACCGGCAGUGGCCGUCUUGAACGUUUCAACUACCAGAGGAGUCCCCAAAUAGGCAUUCCCAGUAACCUGGUUCUGCGAAUGCUUUCAACAUUCAUUUAAUGAGAUAGUCCUCAGCUAGUCCAGGACUCGGCGUUUUACUGGGCCUGAAACGAGUCGUCUUAAGGACCCCUGUCUGCCCCAUGUCCAGCCUGUAGGUCAUGUUUUACUGUGCGAUAAUACUGAUUUUACAUGCCUCUGUGUUUGACUUUGUACCCCUCACCGUAGAUAUUAUUUAGUUAUAACAGCAAAAUGAAUCUGUUUCUGAAACUGUCUUAUUUGCAACUUGUUCUUAAUGUCUCUCCUUCUGUGUUGUCUUUUACUUGUGUAUUUUAUGAUGCACAUGUUUACUUGGAAAACAAACGGCUUUAAAAUUUAUGGGUUUAAUUUUAUAGUUGGAUUUUACUGCAAUAUUGAAAUGAUUAAGUUAUGCAAUUCUGUCAGAUAAUUUUGUUUUUUUAAAAUGAUCGAUGCUCAUUUUUCCUCAGUAACGUGCCUCACGACAAGCCACCGCAUGCAGUUUCACGAUGACAUUUGUAUAAUGAAAAACCAAGCUUUAAUAAAUAAGUCCAUGUUGAA